This is a messenger RNA of Salvelinus fontinalis (brook trout), 2724 nucleotides long. Its product is annotated as GTPase IMAP family member 8-like. Lineage: Eukaryota; Metazoa; Chordata; Actinopteri; Salmoniformes; Salmonidae. Bases 152 to 2713 code for a protein of 853 amino acids. The transcript is spliced from 5 exons. Gene Ontology annotation, molecular function: GTP binding. The record is from RefSeq and is a predicted model, not a curated record.
UUUCAGGAACUUGUUGUAAGCCAGAAGUAAAAGGACUGUGGUAAGCCAGAAGUAAAAGGACUGUUAUUGGGCAUUGACAUGACUAAAAUUAGUUGGAUUGUAACAAUUUUGGGGAGAAACUAAGCACAGAUCAAGCUUAAGAUCAAGAGAAAUGGCAACCAGAGAUUCAUCAACAUGUGACCUCAAAGUUGUCCUUCUUGGCGGCAGAAACUCUGGGAAGAGCGAAGUGGGCAAUGUGCUGCUGGACAGGGAGGAGUUUGUCAUCAAGGAGCGGACCACGUGCUCUAGGAGGGUGGGAAAGGUGGCAGGUGGGUGGAUUACUGUGGUGGACACACCUGGCUGGUGGUGUGACUUCAAGGUGCAGGACACGCCUCAGCUGGUGAAAAGGGAGAUAGUGCGCAGUGUCUCUCUGUGCACCCCGGGACCCCAUAUUUUCCUUAUCGUCAUUAAGGCACACUCAGUGUUCUGUGAGAAGCGUCGCAGGGCUGUAGAGGAGCACCUGGCCCUCCUCAGUGAGAGAGUGUGGAGUCACUGUAUGGUCGUCUUCACCUGCAGAGACUGGCCUGGACACAUGCACAUGGAGCAGCAAGUCAAGAGAGGAGGCACGGCCCUCCUGUGGCUGGUGGAGAAAUGCAGUCAUAGGUAUCACUGCCUCAACUUGAAGAGUGGACCAGGUGGAAAUCAGAUCACAGAGCUGUUCAGGAAGAUGCAGAGACUGGUGACAGAAGAUAGUGACAGCUAUUUUAAAAUGGAGGGACUGUUUUUACAAGAGGUGGAGGAAAAGAAGAGGAUAGUGGAACAAAGGGCUCAGCAGAGAUUGAUGAAGAUGCAGAAACAGAGAUCUCUGCUCAAUGGGGAGUCAUGUCAUCUCUCCGAAAUCAGAGUCGUGCUGCUUGGAGCUCGGGGCUCAGGGAAGAGUUCAGCAGGAAACACCAUCCUGGGUCAAGGAGGAAGCUUUGAGGUCAGAAGGAGAACAGCGCAAUGCAUGGUGGGAGCAGGGGAUGUUUCUGGGAGACAAGUCACUGUAGUGGACACUCCAGGCUGGUGGAUGAAUUACUUCUCUCAGGAUAGUCCUGUUUUUGACAGACAGGAGAUAGUGUGUAGUGUAUCUCUUUGCUCCCCUGGUCCACAUGCCCUCCUGCUGAUGGUGCGUGUGGACCGGUCCUUCACAGAGACCUACAGGAGAGCUGUGCAGGAGCACCUAGAGCUCAUCACAGACACAGUCUGGGCUCACAUCAUCGUCCUGUUCAACUUUGGGGACUGGCUGGGAGACACAACCAUCGAGCAGCACAUUGAGAGUGAGGGAGAGGCCCUCCAGUGGCUUGUGGAGAAGUGUGGCAACAGGUAUCAUGUCCUCAACAAUAGAAGCAACUCAGGAUUUCAGGUUAUGGAACUGAUGAGAAAGAUUGAGGAACUGAUGUCAUGCAACAGCAGUUGUUACUGUAAGAUUGAGGGUGGCAUUCUGCAGGAGUUGGAGGAGAAGAGGAGGGAAGAACAGAAAAGAGCAGGAGAGAGACUGACGAGGAGGCAGAAACAAAGAGAGACUGCCCGAUCUCUAUUAGGGGAGCUCUACUGUCCCUCAGAGCUGAGAAUAAUGCUGCUGAGUGGCCGCAACACAGGCAGGAGCUCUGCUGGAAACACCAUCCUGGGCAGAGAGCACUUUAAAGUAGGGUGCCAUGCCACUGACUGUGUGGAAGGACAAGGAAAGGUCAGGGGUAAGACUGUAACAGUUUUGGACCCACCAGGCUGGCUGUCAGUGGGUCCUGGCUCCCUGAUGUCUCCCUCAGCCUCUGGGGUAACUGUGGUCCUGGUGGUGGUGAAUGUGAGCUCCUCCUUCAGCCACACUGUCUGGAGAACAGCAGUAAAACACCUGGAGGCGCUCGGAGAGAAAGUAUGGAAUAGAACCAUGGUCCUAUUCACCUUUGGGGACUGGCUGGGGGACACGACCAUCGAGCAGCGCAUCGAGAGUGAGGGAGAGCCCCUCCAGAGGCUUGUCGAGAAGUGUGGCAACAGAUAUCACGUGUUGGACAAUAGGAGCCAGGGGACUGGUGCACAGGUCACUGAGCUGCUACAGAAGAUAGAGGAGAUGCUGGUGGAGGAGAGGUUGGAGGUUCUACAGAGAAGAGAACAGGUUGGGAAGAGUCUCACAGUGAUGCAGAAGCCAGAUAUGGAUGGAGUGAUGGGAGAGGGCAUAGAGGUCCUUGUAGCAAACCACACAGAUGCUCCCUUUCAUGAUGUGUGUGAGGUGGCUAGUUCAGAGGACCUUCUAACCCCAGAUGACUCAGGAGCCCCAGACUUUGGUGGACAGGAGUUGGCACUACCAGAAGCCAGCGGAGGAUGGUGGACUGAAGCAAAUCACUCCAUCCUGGAUGUGGAGGGGUUUCUGUCCUGCAUGGCCAGUGUGCUUCAGGGGAAUCAGAAGGGGCUGAUGUGGAACAUGGGGGGCAGACAGACGCUAGUGGUGAACCUCCCAGACUGUCUCCACACUGGACCUACUCAGAGCCAUCAUCUGAGAUGGAAUGGACAGAAUGGUAGAAAACCGGUCACCCUGUUCUCUCCAGGACACCAAGCUCUCCUCCUGGUCGAGCAACCCAAAGAACCAGAAAGAAUGCUGGUGAAGAAACAGGAAGACAUUGUGGAUACACAGUCCCGUGGACACCCCCAGGCUCCUCAAGGAGAUUGCCAGAACAGGAGGCCUGCAGGCCUUGAUUGACCAAUGGGGGA